This is a messenger RNA of Rhineura floridana, 5819 nucleotides long. It is a transcript of the gene RBM19, whose product is annotated as RNA binding motif protein 19. Gene Ontology annotation, molecular function: RNA binding. NCBI's taxonomy places the organism in Eukaryota, Metazoa, Chordata, Lepidosauria, Squamata, Rhineuridae. The coding region runs from base 94 to 3042 and encodes 982 amino acids. The record is from RefSeq and is a predicted model, not a curated record. The transcript has 25 exons.
CGCCCUGCGGAUUCUAGUGUCACGUGACCGUUAGCGAGAGCGCAACAUGGCGGCGCCCAGGGAGCGGCGUGACUACCGCGGAUCAUUUUCCCCAUGAAGUGGCUCUUGCUGGAUUCCGUUGCGGAGGGGAGAAGUCGCAGCUGUUGCAACAUGUCGCGGCUUAUCGUAAAGAACCUGCCGAACGGGAUGAAGGAAGAGCGCUUCCGGAACCUCUUUGCUGCCUUUGGGACGCUGACCGAUUGCAGCUUGAAAUUCACCAAGGAUGGCAAGUUCCGCAAAUUCGGGUUUAUUGGCUUUAAAUCUGAAGCUGAUGCCAAGGUGGCCCUUGCCCAUUUCAACAAAAGUUUCAUAGACACAGCCAAAGUAACGGUGGAGUUCUGUAAGUCUUUUGGGGACCCUCUGAAACCCAGACCUUGGAGCAAACACUCCCUCAAGCCCCCAGCACUGAAAGAAGCUCCUGAAAAGUCCACAAAGAGUCCUGGCCAUACAGAAAUGACACGGGGUAAAAAGAAGAUGAAUCAAGCAGGGGAGUUGAAAGAGCUGGCAGGAGAGGCGGCCUUUCAAGACUUCCUGGCAGUGCACCAGAAGCGGUCUCAAGCCGCCACCUGGUCCAAUGACACAAAAGCGGAGGAGCCCAAGAAGAGCAAAGCCAAGCAGCGGGACGAUUAUCUGAACUUCGAUUCUGAUGAGUCGGAGAGCCUGAGCGAGGGGGAAGCUGAGCUUCGAGAGGAGGACCGAGAGGCAGGCGCAACCCAAAAGAAAGAGAAAAGCUCCAAGGGAAAUGCAGCGGCCAAGCCAGAGCUCUCGGACAUGGACUACCUGAGAUCGAAAGUGGUGAAGGGCCCCGAGUCCUUAUCUUCGUCCGGGGAGGAGAGUGGGGCAGAGGAAGUGGAGAGCAUUAAGUCCGACGAAGGAGAAGAGGAGGGGGAGGAAGAGAAGCCCAGUCCAAAGCAUGUGGCUGGCUCCGGUUUUACAGCAGAGCCUGGACUAGGGAAAAAGUUCACGGACCAGGAAAGGAUUGUGGAGGAGAAGGCACUGAAGGCCACGUCCCAGGCAAAAAGUCCGUCCAGCUUGAAUGCGCCCACCACACCAUGCACAGUGAAGCUGCGAGGCGCCCCGUUCAACGUCACAGAGCAAAACGUCAAGGAGUUCCUUGUGCCUCUUCGUCCCGCGGCGAUCAGGAUUGCAAGGAACGCCCAUGGAAAUAAGACAGGUUAUGUAUUUGUUGAUUUUAACAGCGAGGAAGAGGUACAGAAAGCACUGAAACGAAAUCACGAGUACAUGGGUGGGCGGUACAUCGAGGUGUUCCCCGAGGAGAGCUCAGCAAAAGCAAAAUUCCCCUCCAAGGGCCCGGCCCAGACCUGGCAAAGGACGAAGAAGGACGAUGAAGAGGAAGAAGAUCUGUCUGAAUCUGGGAGGCUCUUUGUGAGGAAUCUUCCCUACACCAGCACCGAGGAAGACUUGGAAGCAAUAUUUUCCAAAUACGGGCCUCUCUCCGAGAUCCAUUUCCCCAUUGACGGUCUCACCAAGAAACCCAAGGGCUUUGCCUUCAUCACCUACAUGUUCUCGGAGCAUGCUGUGAAAGCCUUUGCAGAAGUGGAUGGACAGGUGUUUCAGGGAAGGAUGUUGCAUGUGUUGCCCUCCACCAUAAAGAAGGAAGAAGGGGAGAGCUCUGAUGCUGGGGGCGCGUCUUCAUACAAGAAGCAAAAGGCGUCCAAGGACAAAGCCAACAGUUCCAGCUCUCACAACUGGAACACGCUCUUCAUGGGGGUGAACGCCGUGGCUGACGCUGUGGCGCAGAAAUACAACGCCACCAAGAGCCAAGUCUUGGAUCAUGAGGGCAAGGGCAGCGUGGCAGUGAGGGUGGCUCUGGGGGAAACGGAGCUCGUUCAGAAGGUCCGCCAGUUCCUGCUGGAAAACGGGGUCAGCCUGGAUUCCUUCAGCCAGGCAGCCGGUGAGCGGAGUAAGACGGUGAUCCUGGCGAAGAACCUGCCCGCUGGCACUGAGGCAACGGAGCUGGAGGAGGCGUUUCAGGCGCACGGCAGCCUCGGGCGGGUGCUGCUCCCUGAAGGCGGGGUGACGGCUAUCGUGGAGUUUCUGGAGCCCACGGAAGCGAAGCGGGCAUUCACCAAGCUGGCCUAUUCGAAGUUCCAGCACGUCCCCCUGUACCUAGAAUGGGCACCGAUGGGGAUCUUCUCCGGCCCUGGAAAGAGUGCUCCCAAGAUCCCAGAAGUCGAGGAGGAAGGCGAAGGGCAGCCUGGAAGUGGCAGUUGUGGAAGCAAAGAAGCUCUGACAGAGGCAGUGGAAGCCGGAAUGGAGGAGGAGGAAGAGGAGGAGGAAGAAGAAAGCAUCCCAGGGUGUACGCUCUUCAUAAAGAACCUCAAUUUUGCCACCACGGAGGAGACCCUAAAAGAGGUUUUUUCCAAGGUGGGAGCCUUAAGGUGUUGCACCGUCUCGAAGAAGAAAGAUAAAGCCGGCACGCUCCUUUCCAUGGGGUUUGGAUUCGUGGAAUACAAGAAGGCAGAGCAUGCGCAGAAAGCCCUCAAACAGCUGCAGGGUUCUUCUGUGGACGGCCAUCAGCUGGAACUGAAGAUCUCUGAAAGAGCUGUGAAGUCGGCUGUGGCUUCGACCCGGAAGAAGCAAGCCAGCAAAAGGCAAAAGAGCUCCAAGAUCUUGGUGCGCAACAUCCCUUUCCAGGCGACGGUGAAAGAGAUCAGAGAGCUCUUCAGCACCUUUGGAGAGCUGAAGACAGUUCGCCUGCCAAAGAAAAUGGUUGGAACAGGGACGCACCGUGGUUUCGGCUUUGUGGAUUUCCUCACCAAACAGGACGCAAAGAGAGCCUUCAACGCCCUCUGCCACAGCACCCAUUUGUACGGCAGGAGGCUUGUCUUGGAAUGGGCCGACUCGGAGGAAACGGUGGAGGCCCUGAGACGGAAAACAGCCGAGCAUUUUCACGAUUCUCCAACCAAAAAGAAGAAGAUGCGGUCAGCUGCCCUAGAAGAAAUCCUGGAGAAAUUGGAGGAUGAUGAGGAAGACAGCUAAUGCCGCUGCCCCACAACUUCGAGCAGCUCAGAACUGAGCCAUGGCCGGCCAAGAGGACAACAAGGGGACAUCGGCCCCUUCUAAAAGCCAAGCGGAUCACUUCCUUGAACCUCCCCGAAAGGAGAAUUCUCAGGACAAGCAGCUAGACAGCAGUGGCACUCCUCACCUCAUGUGCCUCCUCCAGGUUUUUUUCUGUCUCCUGGCUGGGCUCGGAGGAGGCCACAGUGCCUCCUAUCCCAGGAAGCCACUACCUUGGCUUGAGUACCCGGGAAACGGCUACCAGCAGUUCGGCUUUCGCCUUUCCUUGAUCACUUGUACAGUUCUGAAACGAUAAGAAAAACAUAUGUGCACAUACCUUUGUGCUAAUGAACACAUCUGGGUAUUAAUAUCAUAUAAUGCCGCCCUGGACUCCUACUAGGAGGCAGGGCGGGAUAUAAAUUUAAUAAAUAAAUAAAAUAACAAUAAUCUUUCCGUUGUUUCUGCUGUCCGGCUUCUCUGUGUGUUACUCCCAACUAUUCCCUGUAGAAUUCCCUCCCCUUAAAUUAAAUAAUAGGCGCCAUCUGUGUUACCUUCUUGGUGCCUAUUGAAGACCUUCCUCUUUCAACAAGCCUUUUCAGUAGAGACCUAUCCCAGUCUGUGUAGGAAUUGCUUUUUAAUAUGUUCUUAAACUUUCCUUUUAAAAUGUUUUUAAUCUUAGAUGUUUUGAAAGCUUUUUUUAAGUAACGUUUUUGAAGAUGUUUUGUUUUAAUGUGUUUUAAAGUUUGUUUUUAUGAUGUUUUAGUGUUUUUGGUGCUUUUGUUUGCCGCCCUGGGCUGCUGCUGGGAGGAAAGGUGAGAUAUAAAUCUAACAACAACAACAACAACAACAACAACAACAACAACAACAACAACAACAAUAAUAAUAAUAAUAAUAAUAAUAAUAAUAAACUAGAAUCCCCACUCCCUGCAAGCUUGAUCCCUUUCCACAUCCCCCUGUAUUUGCACCCAAGCAUGUGGGUAGCGGAAAAGAGAAUCCUGGAAGGGUUGAGGCUACCAGAGUUGGAGUGGGCCCCUGGGUAGAUCCCUUCAGUUUUGCCAAAACAGGGGCAGAGAAAUACACCCAGAGGGAGGCAAGGCAUAGGAACAUCAGAAGAGCCUUGUUGGAUCAAGCCAGUGGCCCCUCUAGUCCAAAAUCCUGUUCUCACAGUGGCCAACCAGAUACUCCAACAGGCAGCCCACGAGCAGAUCCUGAGUGCAACAGCGCUGUCCCCAUUUGCAAUUCCCUGCAACUGAUAUUCAGAGGCAUACUCUCUCCUACUUUGGAGGUAGAACGUUGUAGAAGACGCCUGCUGGAUUGGGCCAGAAGACCCAUCUAGUCCAGCAUCCUGUUCUCACAGUGGCCAACCAGAUGCCCUGAUGGGAAGCCCGUGAGCAGGACCGACGCACAAGAGCACCCUCCCCUUCUGUGGUUUCCAGCAAGUAGUAUACUGCCUCCAACAGGGGAGGUAGAACACCGCCAGCCAGGUUAAUAACCAAGCCAGCCAAGAUGAACCAGAAAGCAAGAAGCGGCAACAGAGCAGCCAUCAAGCUACUGAGAAAUACCUGGAGUAUAGCUGGAGAGCCAGACCAAUCUGUCUGUGGCCCAAGCAAAACACCCAAGCACGGUCAGGAAAUGUGUGUAGCUAGGACAGAAGGAGCCAAAGGUCUGUGUGCUAUGGUAAAGCCUAGUGUGUAGAACCAUCCCUAUCUAUCUAUCUAUCUGUCUAUCUAUCUAUCUGUCUAUACAUGCACACACACACACACACACGAGUGAUCUUGAGUUGCUCACUACAAGGGGCACUAGACUCCUGGUUCAACCUGGGCCUCUCUGCAGCGGUGGGGGACCUUAGGCCCUCCAUAUGUUGCUGUACUACAACUCCCAUCAGCCCCAGCAAGCAUGACCAAUGGCCAGGUAUUAGGGGAGUUGUAGUUCAGCAACAUCUGGAGGGCCAAAGGGUCCCCACACCUGGCCUGUAUUCCAUCAGCAGGUUGCUGUCCUUGGCUUGACAGGGGCAGAAUAUCAACUGAAUUUUUUUUAAAAAAAGCUUCCUAUUUCCAAAAGGGGCAAAAGGAUAUCCUUUUCAUCUCUUGCCGUAAGGUGGUUUGGCCUAAAUGCAAAUUUAGAUUGCCUGGGAAGGAAAGACGUUUGCGUAGAAGAGUUUUUCCUUCCCUUCUGAAAGGAAGUUCUCUUUUCCUUCCCCACCGCACGGGAUCAGUCCCUGGGUGAUCUGCUUGGCCAUCAGUGCUAACUGAACUUCGGGGGGGUAGAGCUGGGGUAGAAAUUCUACAGUAGGGCCCCACUCAUGUGGCAGGUUACGUUCCAGACCCUCGCCUAAAAGCGAAACCUGCCGAAAAGCGGAAUAAAAUGGCACCCAAUGCCCGAAAAACGCUGUAAAAGCGGAACAAGUGCCGUAUGAGCGGGGCCUGACUCUAACUGAAAGCCGCCAUAUUGGCGGAACACCGAAAAGCGGGGCCCUGCUGUAUUCAGUUUGCAUGGAAAGGCGAAGCUCCCUAAUUCAUCCUUUCCAAAACAAUAUGUGAACCAAAACAAAGCCAUCCUUUGCACUUCUCUGAAUUUUGCAAAGCAGCUCUCCAGCCAAAUAACAUGUACAAAAAUGUAUAUACACGAGCGUACAGCGUGGAUCAAAAUGCAGAUAUGCAUUCCCUCCCCUUGAAUAUUAGGCAGGUGCCAUCCCUGCUAUCUUUUCGGCGCCUUUUGAAGACUUUCCUCUUUCAACAAAACUUUUAGGUUGAGAUCUA